Molecule: messenger RNA, 1248 nt
Organism: Argentina anserina (silverweed cinquefoil)
Lineage: Eukaryota; Viridiplantae; Streptophyta; Magnoliopsida; Rosales; Rosaceae
Product: inactive protein RESTRICTED TEV MOVEMENT 2
Exons: 2
Coding region: 56-1126 (356 amino acids)
Source: RefSeq, a predicted model, not a curated record
CAAGAGAGAUUGAGAGAGAAGUCACAUACAUACUAAUCCCGGCAUCAAGAUAUAUAUGAAGACGUCAACAGCUAAUGCUAAUCGGGUUUACCAAGAUAUUGAACUUCCAUCUGCAGAGUGGGUUCAAGAGGAAGGAUAUGAAACUCUCAUCGUCAAUCUACAGGGAUAUAAGAAGGAGAAUCUAAGGAUCCAAGUAACCUCAACUCGGAACAUUAGGGUGCUCGGCGAACGCCCAGUUCGUCCGGAAAACAAUAUAUGGCAGCGCUUCCGCAAAGAGUUUCCAGUUCCGUCAAAUUGUGAUGUCAAUGAAACCUCUGCAAGGUUAGACAACGGUUUCCUUUAUGUCAAGAUUCCGAAGACAAUAGCUCCGGUUGAAACAGCAACAAAUAAGGAUCAGAAGCCACAGAAUCCAGCCACGGGAACCCCACCACCACCCACAGAAGCAAUUCCAAAGCCUCAAAAGCCCACAAGCAGCACUACUACUUAUGUACCACAACCUGCUGCAGCUUCAGCUCAAACGAAUCUUAACAAUGCUCAAAGGACCAAUGCUGCGUCUCAAGAACAGACACUGCCUUCUAAAGCCAAUAAGGACAACAAAACCGACGGAUCAUUAACAGCUAAUAGUGGAUCACAAACAAAGUAUGCUAGCAAUGCUGUCACAGCUGAUCCGAAGGCACCAGUGAAGGAGAAGGUAUCAGCUGCUCUAGAUACGAAGGAUCAACCAAGUAAGGUGAAUGAGAGGAGUACAACCUUUGAGGGAGCAGCUGCCGCUAGCACUAAGGAUACUUCAAAGAAGACAUCAAUGGACAAAGAAAAGAGUGAUAGGUUUUCGGCAAGUGCUCAAAAUGUCGAAGAAAAAUCACCUACUACUGGAGAUGUUAAUCGCGGUAAAAGGGUUCAUCAGGACUAUUCAGCAAAGGAGGAUGCAGAAACGGAAGAGUAUUGUAGUAUGAGGACACAAGGGCGUGGCUAUUACAGGCAGGUUGUUGAUGGGUUAAUCAUGGAGCUCAAGGAGCCAAGGAAACUGGUAAACUUGGCCAUGGCAUUUGGAUGUGUUCUAGUACUUGGCUUAUAUGUUAAAUAUGCUAUCAAUUCCAUCAAGGAAUUCAAACGCGAAGAGCUGUAAAUAAUUGUAAGCCGAUCGAUAGCACACUGCAGAUGUGCGUGCAAAAUAUUAUAUGAAAAUUUCUACAUACACACACACACACAUACACACAUUGGACACUUGAAUAAAAAGGGUUUGCUUUG